AUGGGGGCGCUGCUUCUGUCUCCGAGUAGCUCGCUUCUCUCGAAGCAUCAACGGGAGGCAGCGGCCGAGAGUUCCCGAGCGGGGGCGGCUAAGAAGGCCCGUGGUGAUGAGACAGCGGAGACCAUCCGAGCGGCGGAAGGUCGGGAUAAUGCUCCCCAGGUAAGCAUUCCUGGAGCAGCGACGUCUGGAUCUGGAGCUGCACUGCCUGCCCCUUCUGCUGCAUUGGGGGCGGCUCUGGCGACUUCGGAGGACGCUCCUUCGCAGACUGGCGUGAUUGGGAAGGUGAUCUCCAUUCCUUCCGACGAAGAAGGGGAGGCUGGAGACGAGGAGGGGUCUACCGGCUCAGCUGAUCCUACCUGUGAAGUCGCAGGUGAGGAGGGUCCUCAUUCUUGGGAGAAUCGCUCAUCCGAGGAGGCGGGCGAAUCUGAGGAGGGUGACAAUGUCUCGGUUCACGAGGCAUUGUCCAGUGAGGAAGAGGAUUUGGUGCGAGCUCUGGCCAAUUUUGAAUAUACUUUGGCCCACUGCACCCGGCUGGUCUUGGAGGAGAAUUGCCCCUUCGAAGAAUUCAAGGAAGUUCUUGAACACGAUGCGUCCUUCUUGCGUAAGAGGCUCGGCGCUACCGCGGCGAGGCCCUAUUUUCAGCGUCUGAACGAAGUGGAGGGGGCUGUUCGGCAGCUGCUCACUCUUCGUGCGGAAAGCUCUGUUCUUGUUGAUCUCGCCUCCCGCGAAGUUCGAGUAGCUAUGGUAGAUCGUGAUCGCCGCCUGAACGAGAACAUGACGCUAGAGUUAAAGUUGUCAGCAGAGUCGGAGCAGGUCAAAGCCGAGGAUGCACGGGUGGCCCGUGAGGAGGAAACAGUCGAUAGUCAGUUCUCCCGACUCUCCUUCGAAGUAGAGAGGCUGAAACAGGUCGUAGCCGAAGCACAGGCUUCCCUGGCCGUUCAAGAGAAGGCUCGUGAUCGCGUGGCAAAAGAGUUGGAGGGCGUUAAAUCUCGCCGGCGAUUGACCACUGACUCUGUCGAGGAGAAGGAUCGAGCUCUCAAGGAUGUCAGGGAGACCAUUCAAGACUUGAUCUCGUGCACAGAGGAAGACAUUCGUCGUGAGGUCCUAGGGAGGCUCGAGCUUCGCCAUGCUGAAGAAAUUCGUGAGGCGGAGCUGAGAUUGAAAUCCUUGUAA
Molecule: messenger RNA, 1173 nt
Organism: Asparagus officinalis (garden asparagus)
Lineage: Eukaryota; Viridiplantae; Streptophyta; Magnoliopsida; Asparagales; Asparagaceae
Product: spindle assembly checkpoint component MAD1-like
Exons: 4
Coding region: 1-1173 (390 amino acids)
Source: RefSeq, a predicted model, not a curated record